This is a messenger RNA of Guillardia theta CCMP2712, 465 nucleotides long. RefSeq lists its product as hypothetical. Gene Ontology annotation, molecular function: metalloendopeptidase activity; single-stranded DNA binding; polyubiquitin modification-dependent protein binding. Gene Ontology annotation, cellular component: nucleus. The transcript has 3 exons. NCBI's taxonomy places the organism in Eukaryota, Cryptophyceae, Pyrenomonadales, Geminigeraceae. Gene Ontology annotation, biological process: DNA damage response. The annotation marks the transcript as partial. The record is from RefSeq and is a predicted model, not a curated record.
CCUGACGUCCAUGAGAUGUUCGUCUACUUCGAUCAGACAUACUUCAACGGGAUGCUGCAGAGAAAUGCUGUGAUGGUCGAGUGGAGUCGGCGGAUGACCCUGUGCGCUGGACAGUGCUCCUACCGGGGAAGAGAAUCGCUCUGUAGGAUAGCUCUGUCAGAGCCUCUUCUCAAGUACAGGACGAGCAAAGAAGUGAAAGAAACACUCUUGCACGAGAUGAUCCAUGCAUGGCAGUUCGUUACCGACGGAAACCGCGACAGGGAGGACCAUGGCCCGAAGUUUCUCGGGAAGAUGGAAGAGAUCAACGGAGGGGCGAAGCGCGACAUGCCGCAGGCUGGAUACGCAGUCGCUGUCUACCACACCUUCCACCAGGAGGUGAACUUUCACCGGCAGCACUGGUGGCAAUGCUUCUCGUGCGGCAAGCAGGUGAGAAGGUCGAUGAAUCGACCGCCGUCGGAGAAGGAC